ACGCCUUUAAGGGAACCCGGAUUUGGACGUCCUUAACCCGGAAGUUUAGUCGAAUUGUCAAUGUGACUUCUCUGCAAAUAUCAAACUGAACAGAGUUGUUUUUACAAAUAUUCAGAAAUAAAUGAAAUAAAAUCAAAAUGUUCCUAACGGGUGUAAAUUUGGCCAAAGCAAAAUCCAAGACUCUGCUGGUGCAGAUGAUGAGUGCUGCAGGGACAGGCUACUGCUUCAAUACAAAGAGGGGACGCUUAAGGGAGAAGCUGGUGAUACGGAAACAUGAUCCGUUCGUAAACAAACACGUUCUAUUCUUUGAAAAGAGGAAAAUAAGGUCAAUUUAAAGUUGCAUCACAACAUGGACAUCAAAAGGAGCACACCGUUGGAGGUGGACAACAUACGACUUUGACAAUAUGCCCUUCAAUGACACCCUCGGAUGUUUUCCCAUGAUUGGAUGAUUUCAUGCACAUUACACAAUCCAUGUUGAUGACGGCAGCAACCCAGAAUAUGGGGCCAAGUAGGGCAACAUUCUGUUAUGUUAUUAGUCUAAGAAACCAAUACAAUAUGUCCAACCACUCAAAUGCUGUGUCUGUCAAGACAUCAUUACACAUUGUGUUCUACCCCCUCUUUCCAUACUCUUCUGAUGAACAGUUUUUCCAGGCAACAUGUUAAAAUAAUGCACGUCUGUUUAUUCAGUGUUUUUUAUUAAAUAUGAAAUUGUUUGAA
Molecule: messenger RNA, 717 nt
Organism: Gadus macrocephalus (Pacific cod)
Lineage: Eukaryota; Metazoa; Chordata; Actinopteri; Gadiformes; Gadidae
Gene: mrpl33
Product: mitochondrial ribosomal protein L33
Exons: 4
Coding region: 138-335 (65 amino acids)
Biological process (GO): translation
Cellular component (GO): ribosome; mitochondrion
Molecular function (GO): structural constituent of ribosome
Source: RefSeq, a predicted model, not a curated record